This is a messenger RNA of Mesorhabditis spiculigera, 996 nucleotides long. NCBI's taxonomy places the organism in Eukaryota, Metazoa, Nematoda, Chromadorea, Rhabditida, Rhabditidae. The record is from the annotation of a GenBank genome assembly.
AUGGCGGCCGUCGAUGGGGCGAUCGGGACCAGCCAGAAACAACUCGACCUUGACGUGAAGACGGCCUUGGAAGUUACGGUAGUUGAAGCGACGCCCGUGACGGUCGAUGAAGCGGAAACGGACACCUCGUUCCUCAACAGCCUCAUCCAGCGCAUCAUGAGUGCCGGGUUGAAGCAGGAGCCCGAAGCCUACAUACCGAACCCGAUCCCCGGCCUUGCCUUCGCCCAGCUGAAGGCCCCUACCGAAGGCCCGGUGCACAUUUUCGGUGAUCUGCACGGCCAGCUGCGCGACCUGCGCAUGAUGAUCAACCACAUCGGGAUGCCGGGGGCGGACGGCACCGGGGUGCACUAUAUGUUCUUGGGUGAUUACGUCGAUCGCGGGUUGCAGGGCGCCGAGACGUUCCUACUGCUGGCGGCGAUGCGAUGUCGCUACCCGAAAUCGGUUUUUCUGUUACGCGGCAACCACGAGGACCUCAACACGGCCAUCACGUACGGGCUGUACGACGAGGUGAUGGAGCGCUACGGCGAGCAGCACGGCGAGUACGUGUGGCUGCACCUGAUCUCGAUGUUCAACUGGAUGCCCAUCGCCGCCCUGAUAGGCACCAAGGUGUUGGCCAUGCACGGAGGGCUGUCCCCAAAUCUCGCCAGCCUCGAACAGAUCAAUCAGAUUGCCCGCCCCACCCUUAUCCCACCGUACGGACUGAUGUGCGAUCUCGUCUGGGCCGACCCGGAUGCGCUGGCUGACCCGCGGGCCUCGUGGGCCAUGUCCUCGCGCGGCAUCUCGUUCUCAUUCGACGAGCGCGCGGUCAUCUCCUUCUGCCACCGGACCAAGGUCGACCUGAUCGUCCGCGCCCACCAGAUCAACACCGAGAUGCUGCAGCACGGCCACAAGUGGUUCGGCCAGACGGGCCGCCUCGUCACCCUCUUCUCGGCGCCCAACUACCUCAACAUGGCCAACUCGGGCGGCGUGCUCGUCGUCGACGCGAAUGACCACGGG